AUUCUUACGCUAGCGGCCAACUGCCUAGACUGAAGCUCAUCCCCCCCUUUGGCAUGGUUUAAGAUAUUGUAAUCCAGUCUUGGGAUUAGACAAGGCUGCCAUUGAUUUGAUCUUGAUCUGAGUCUGCUCCUGUGUUCCUGGAUCCGAAGUAUUAUCAAACUUUGCAAGUUUGAAAGAUAAGUGGGAGACAGAAUCAAAGUCCUUUAACGACUUUUGAAAAAGAAAAAAAAGACUUCCACUAGUGGCGUAGUGCCUAAGCCAAGCAUUUGUAAAGGACGAGGUAUUAUGAAACUUUGCAAUAAAUACAGUUUGAUGAAGACCCUGAUCAACGCUGAAGAAAUGGAGAACCUUACCACUCCCAAUCUUUCGAUCGGUCCGAAGAGCGGAUUCUGCUCUAAGACAAAGAUCUACUAUAGCCUCAGACCCCCGGUGCAACUUCCGCCGGAGACAAUCCCCCUCUCCGCCGCUGCUUAUGCUCUGUCUCUCCUUCGCAAGACCAACUUAUCGCCGGAAAACACCACCGUACUUAUUGAUGCUGCUACAGGCCACCGCUUCUCCCACUCCCAAUUCAUCUGCCGGGUCAAAGCCCUUUCCAGUAAUCUGAUUACCAAAAUUGGUCUCUCCAAAGGUGACACCGCCUUCAUUUUAUCUCCAACGUCCCUCCAAAUCCCAAUCCUCUACUUCUCUCUCCUCACCCUUGGUGUCGUCAUCUCUCCCGCCAACCCAACUAGCACAAAGUCCGAGAUUUCCCACCAAAUUAAGAUCAGCAAACCAGUAAUCGCCUUCGCCACCUCCGCCACCUCCGCCACCGUCGGGAAGCACCCUUCCUUCCGUCAUGGCACUGUUCUCGUGGACUCGCCUGAUUUUGAAUCCAUGAUGAUGACGUCGGAAUCGGAAUUGGAACUAGUCGGGGUGGACCAAUUAGACUCGGCAGCGAUUAUGUAUUCGUCGGGGACGACCGGUCAAGUCAAGGGUGUGGUGUUGACUCACCGGAACCUCAUCGCUUUAUUGGCAGGGUUCCACGUGCCGCGGCCGGAGACGGAUGAGAAGAAUCUGCCACCGGCGGUGUUGCUGAUUACUUUGCCAUUGUUUCUUAUAUUCGGGUUGUUAAUGUGUGUGAGAGCGGUGGCUUGGGCGGAGACGAUGGUGCUGAUGGAGAGGUUCGACUUCGAAGGGACGCUGAGAGCGGUAGAGGCGUAUAAGGUGGAUUUCAUGCCACUGUCGCCACCGCUUCUGGUGGAGAUGGCGAAGUCGGAGGUGGUGAAGAAAUAUGAUCUUAGCUCGCUCCAGGUGGUGUGGUGUGGAGGAGCGCCGCUGGGGAAGGAGGCCAUUGAAAGGUUCGUGUCUCGGUUUCCCAACGUGACAAUAGAACAGGGCUAUGGUUUGACUGAAUCAUCAGGCGCUGCAGCAAGGAUGGUAGGGCCUGAGGAGGCUAAGCAAUAUAGCUCUGUUGGCCGACUAGUUGUGAAUCAAGAAGCCAAGAUAGUUGAUCCUGUAACUGGGGAGCCCUUGCCUCCAGGCCGACUUGGAGAGCUAUGGAUACGAGGACCAAUCAUCAUGAAAGGUUAUGUUGGAGAUGAUGAGGCAACAACUUCAACCUUGGAUCCAAAGGAGGGUUGGUUAAAAACUGGAGAUCUUUGUUAUUUUGACUCGGAUGGAUUCCUUCACAUUGUUGAUAGGUUAAAGGAAUUGAUCAAAUACAAAGCAUACCAGGUUCCACCAGCUGAGCUAGAACAUUUGCUCCAUUCCCAUCCUGAAAUCGCUGAUGCUGCUGUGAUUCCGUAUCCAGAUGAAGAAGCGGGCCAGAUUCCCAUGGCAUAUACAGUGAGAAAACAAGGGAGUAAUCUUACUGAAGCUCAAGUUAUGGAUUUUAUUGCUAAACAGGUGGCACCAUACAAGAAGAUACGCAAAGUUGCUUUCAUUAACUCAAUUCCCAAAACUCCUUCUGGGAAGAUCUUGAGAAGAGAGCUUGUCAUUCGUGCUCUUUCUGGUGCUUCAGCUAAACUAUGAUGAUCCCAUUUGUUUGCGUAAAAUUACAGUGGCAUCUAAUUAUCAACAAUGGAAAUUACUGCAACGUAGUGAUGCUUCUUGUAACAAGAAACUUUAAGAUGUUAUGGAGAAAACGGUGUGGCUAAGUAGUGCCAUGGGUCAUUCUCCUUAAUACUGUAGAUGUUCCUUAUGAAGCAAUUUGGGCAGUUGUUGCACUUACUUACCGGGCUGUGUUGAGGCACACUCAAGUUGUGCUCGACAAGGUUCUAAAACUUAGGAAGGGCAAUGCCCAUACCAUUUCAAUACUAUUUUGGAAUGGACUGUAUUGAACAAA
Macadamia integrifolia is the source of this 2323-nucleotide messenger RNA. Its product is annotated as 4-coumarate--CoA ligase-like 9. The transcript has 6 exons. NCBI's taxonomy places the organism in Eukaryota, Viridiplantae, Streptophyta, Magnoliopsida, Proteales, Proteaceae. Gene Ontology annotation, molecular function: CoA-ligase activity. The coding region runs from base 286 to 2010 and encodes 574 amino acids. The record is from RefSeq and is a predicted model, not a curated record.